AUGGCAGCCGCAGCGGCGGGUGAGAACAGCAAGUUAACUGGAGUGAGAAAGAAGGGGGCGGGCAAGUUCGCGGCAACGAUCAAGCACCCGGUGACGAAGACACAGUUGUGGCUGGGGACGUACUCUUCCCCCGAGGUCACCGCGUGCGCCUACGACCUCGCGGCUAGGGAGUUGAAGGGCAUAAAGGCAAAGCUCAACUUCCCCUACCCUCCGCCGGCCAGACUGGUUAAGGAGGUGAUCGCUUCACCGAGGCACCGCUGCCAUGGUCACGACACACCGCUCUUUGAAGUCGACACGUUGCCAUUGGAUCCCACAGCACCGCCUCCACUGCCGCCCAAGCUGGAAGUUUACUUUCCAUUCCCCUUUGAAGCACCCGCCAGCGACACCCCACCGGUGCCAGCAUAUCCUUUCCUGCACAUGCCGCUUCCGGCACGAGCACUUCUCAGCCUACAGCCGACGCGCGUGCACGCACCUGCUCCACAGCCACAGCAGCCGAUCCGACGGAUGGAGAUCAUGGCGCAUGCAGAAAGCUGCUUAAGCUCCUCAAGUAAACCCCUAGAGGCUCCAUCUCGCCACCUAGUGUUCAAGAAACCCAAGUUGUCCGUCGUUCUCGUCGCUCCUAGUGCUCCAACAGAAGGGACUGAUGAUAAUUUCACCAAGCCGUGGUAUUUCCCCGAUUCUCCUACUGUUUAG
Molecule: messenger RNA, 693 nt
Organism: Triticum aestivum (bread wheat)
Lineage: Eukaryota; Viridiplantae; Streptophyta; Magnoliopsida; Poales; Poaceae
Product: ethylene-responsive transcription factor ABI4-like
Exons: 3
Coding region: 1-693 (230 amino acids)
Biological process (GO): regulation of DNA-templated transcription
Molecular function (GO): DNA-binding transcription factor activity; DNA binding
Source: RefSeq, a predicted model, not a curated record